CCCCUCAUUCGACCGUUGCAUCCUCCUCAACAAAACACCCCCAUUCCAUUAUCUCUCUGUAUUUUUUUCAGAAAGCUCUACGAAGAAGGUGGAGGAAUGGAAAUGGCAGAUGAUUUGAUGUUUAGUGCAGAAGAGCUGAGAGUCGAUGAUGGCCUAGGCUACCCGAAAGCUUAUGCUAAGCUCUGUCGAGAUCGAGGUUUUGGUCCCUACUCCCAUGGACCUCCUUUUACUUUCACUCCAUUUGCUCUCCAAUCGCACCAGGCUUUGAGAGCCAAGGAGCUAGAUGAGUUGUUUCCAAUUAUAGAUCUGAAAGCAAAACCUUCUGCAAAACCAAAGAUUUUUGUGAACCUACUAUGGAAGCAACUCAACCAUCUUGGGAAUGCUGGUUUUGAUCCCGAGUCUUUCAGAGUGGACUCCUAUGGCAAUGUUCUUUAUUUCCAUGCUGAUUCUGCUUCUCCUCUUGCUUGGGAUAUUGAUCAUUGGUUCCCUUGCUCAAGAGGAGGAUUGACUGUUUCAAGUAAUCUAAGGUUAUUACAAUGGCAAGUAUGCAAGAAGAAGCAUCACAAGCUCGAGUUUUUAGUUCCAUGGUGGGAUCUUCAAGUGGGUAUAUCAGUCAACCAGUUCCUGUCAAUAUUUGCUUCUUCAAACUCAGAUUUUAGGCAGAGGGGGUUUUAUCUACUGUUUAGUAAUGGCGAAAGUGAAGAACUUAAUUCUACACAAACAGUUGAUUCACAUUGUUUUCCACAACCUUUUAACGAAUCACAGAAGAAAUUGGGUCUUGCUCCAGCUGCCAUUGUUGUAUCCAGAAAGGAAUCCAACAUUAUGACAGCUGCAAGAAAAUCAAGAUCGAAUAUGUCAAAAGAAAAUGAAAAUCCAGAAAUGGUGAUGAACCCUUAUCAAGCUAUUGUCAUUGCUAGAGAUUCACUGAGACAGAAUGAAGAAACAGUCAAGAAGCAGAAAGAAAUUGAGAAACUAGAUGAAGAAGUAAUGGAAUUGAAACAAAAGAAUGAAGAAGAAAGAACUUCAAUCCAAGAUCUUGAAUUGGUGUUAAUCAAGAAAAGAAGGCGUGCAGAAAAAUGUCGGCGUUUAGCAGAAGCACAAGCUUCAUAUAAAUCAAUGCUAGAAAAGAUGAUAAGAGACGCUAUGCAUCAGAGUGUUGUUUAUAAAGAACAAGUGAGGUUGAAUCAAGCAGCAAGUAAUUCACUCAUGGCUAGGCUUGAAGCUCAGAAAGCCAUUUGUGACUCAUCAGAAAGAGAGCUUCACAAGAAAUUUAAGCAUAGAGAUGAAUUAGAGAAACAAAUCAGACCCGAAUUGGAACAAACAAGGAAAAGAUCAAGAAUGGAUGGGAAAGAUGAUAAAAUGGUGUUAUAUCAACAGCCCGAAAGCAAAGAAAGCCAAGAACCACUUCAAGAUUUAGCUUUACUUCAAGAAAAAGAUGACAACACUGUUUUAUACUUGCCAGGAUCUAACUCUGAACACAAGCAAUUAAGGGUGUUUUUGGAAGAGGAGCAUAAAGAGUCUGAAGCAGAGAUAGAAAGAAAUGAAGAACCUAUAGAUGACAUCGACAUUGAUAAUGGCAAAAAGAUGGAAAGAUUGAGACUAGACGAGAAUGGAGUCUCGUAUGACAUUAGGUUUCCAGAAGAUGAAGAUGAAGAGAAAAGAAAGCAACGUGGAAAGGGUAACGUUGAAAAAUGGCUUCAAAUACUAUUGGAAGAAGAGGGUGGUACUAGUACUCAUGACAACAUUCACAUUAACACUUCAAAUGCUUCAAAUGGUAACAAGACAGAUGAAAUCAUAAGAAAGAUGAAUUUAAAGUAUCCCCAAAAAGAAACCUUGAAAAAUGAGGCAACUGAAAGUGUUGAAGAAGAUACAAAAAGAACAGCCUUGAUUAAGAAUCCUCCUUACGUAAGGAAAAGUAGUGUUGAAGAAGAAGAUACAAAAACAGCCUUGAGGAAUCCUCCUUACAUAAGGAAAAGUAGUGUUGGUGAAAUGGAAUGUGAGAAAUCGGUUAGUAGAAGGAAGAGUUUUGAAGUGAAGGAAAGAAGUGAAAAAAUUGGGAAAUUUAAGGAUAUUGCAAGGAGUGAGAGUGCUAGUUUGAGAAGGAUUCCAUCUUCACCAUCGAUAAUUUUGGGCAUGAAAAAAGGUGUGGAUUGCAUUAGAAGGAAGCCGGCUGUGAUGGGUGAUGAUGAGGAUGUGGAAAACCGUGGGGUAAAUGGUAAUUUUAUCAAGUCUUCUUAUAAGGUGAUCAAGAAAGUAGUAAAGAUGUAGUUUUGCAACUUUUAGUUGCAAGUAUAGUGUGUUGGUAUUUUUUUUUACGGUGAAUAAGUGAGUGAACUAUUAUGUGUGUGUGAUUCGUUGUCUUGUCAUGCUUGGUUUGUGUGUGUGCAUAUUCUAAAUCGAAGAGGAUGCAGAAAAUUUUAUUCUGUAAAAGGGGUUAAUUCUUUCAAUAUCAUUACUAUUUUGGAUUUCAA
Molecule: messenger RNA, 2471 nt
Organism: Lactuca sativa (garden lettuce)
Lineage: Eukaryota; Viridiplantae; Streptophyta; Magnoliopsida; Asterales; Asteraceae
Source: RefSeq, a predicted model, not a curated record